AACUGGCUAGGCGCAGUCAAGAACGGGAUAAUCUCGGCAUGCUGGUCUGGUCGCCCAAUCAGAAUCUGUCAGAGGCAAAGUUGGACGAGUACAUUGCCAUCGCCAAGGAGAAGCAUGGGUACAACAUGGAGCAGGCUCUUGGAAUGCUCUUUUGGCAUAAGCAUAAUAUUGAAAAAUCAUUGGCUGAUUUGCCCAACUUUACCCCCUUCCCAGAUGAGUGGACUGUGGAAGAUAAAGUCUUAUUUGAGCAAGCCUUUAGUUUUCAUGGGAAAACUUUUCAUAGAAUCCAACAAAUGCUUCCUGAUAAAUCUAUAGCAAGUCUGGUGAAAUUUUAUUACUCUUGGAAGAAGACAAGAACCAAAACCAGUGUGAUGGAUCGUCAUGCCCGGAAACAAAAGCGAGAGCGAGAGGAGAGUGAGGAUGAACUUGAAGAAACAAAUGGAAGUAACCCCAUUGACAUCGAGGUUGAUCAAAAUAAGGAAAGCAAAAAGGAGGUGCCCCCUACUGAGACAGUUCCUCAGGUCAAAAAAGAAAAACAUAGCACACAAGCUAAGAAUAGAGCAAAAAGGAAACCUCCAAAAGGCAUGUUUCUAUCCCAGGAAGAUGUGGAGGCUGUUUCUGCCAAUGCCACUGCUGCUACCACGGUGCUGAGACAGCUGGACAUGGAGUUGGUGUCCAUCAAACGACAGAUUCAGAAUAUUAAACAGACGAACAGUGCUCUCAAAGAAAAGCUUGAUGGUGGAAUAGAGCUGUACCGACUUCCAGAGGUCACACAGAAGUGCAACGCCCGUUGGACCACAGAAGAGCAGCUUCUGGCCGUACAAGCCAUCAGGAAAUAUGGCCGAGAUUUUCAGGCAAUCUCCGACGUGAUUGGGAACAAGUCAGUGGUACAGGUGAAAAACUUUUUUGUAAAUUACCGACGCCGCUUCAACAUAGAUGAAGUUUUACAAGAAUGGGAGGCAGAACAUGGAAAAGAAGAGACCAAUGGACCCAGUAGCCAGAAACCUGUCAAGUCCCCAGAUACAGCUAUCAAGCUGCCUGAAGAGGAAGAAGAGGCUGCUUCUGUUCUCGACGUCAGAUAUGCAUCUGCCUCAUGAGAAAUGCUGGUAACUCUGAACACUUGGUAUGGACUCCAUGUUACCCAGGAUAUCAGGUAUUACGAGACAUCACCUAGCCAUCUGCAUCACAUCUCUGUGGACAAGCAGCUAUUACCAAAAAAGGCAUACACUUCCAGUCCUGUGCUACAUCUGCCUUAAUUCUUUGCUCGUUCCUCCCUGUUGGCGCCACUUCCAGAGAGCUCCAUCACGUCUCUWCCCCUGCCUCAGUGCUGGGCAGCCCACAGCCUGCACACCUCCCUCAACUCUGGGACCCACUCCCAAGACGGAGUCCUUGAGCCCCACCGAUGGCAGCUCUUCUCUGUCAGCAGCUUCAGAACAGGUAGUCUUGGAAGGCCUGACUCUGUUCCUGCAUGGCCUGCAGUUUCUACUUGUGCAUAAUGUACUUUCCAGAGUUACUGACCCUGUUGGUCUUCUAGAAAGUUUCUCUUCCUCUCUUCUGAAGCAACCACCUAAGUAGCAUCAGGCUUCUUUAGAAAAUUACAGUGUAUCGGCAGACUGCAGCGCAGCCUUUAUUGUGCCAAGCAUCUGGAUGCGCCUCGUGUUUCCUAAAUGCAGGGUAGAGUUACAGUUUCCGAGUUUAGUCAACCUAAAUCUCCCCCCUUUUCCCUUCCCGAGUGGUCAAGCUCACUCAGAGUACCUAUCCUUGGACACUGUGGCUUAAAGGGAAUGUGGACCUCAGUGCUUUCUGCCUUCAGCCCUCAGCGUUAUAGUCCCAGGGUGGGUGCACCCACCUUUUCCUGACCCCCCACCACCACUGCCGCCACAACUCUGAGCGGCUCAGUCCAUAUCACUGUACCUGGUGCUUGACACUUGGAACUGGUGCCUUCUCCUUUUGGCAACCAUGUUAUCGGUCCCUUUUCUGUUCAAGUGUCUUAUUUAAAGUUUAUUGCUUGCCAAAGAUGACAUCAUUGAGAUAGGAGACAGGGAGAGCUUCUGCAGAUCCCGACAGAGUGCAGAUUUUGAACGUCAGGUUAGUUCAAUAAAGCAUGUUAGGAUAACUGGUGAUGGUUUUAUAGAAACUACAUACGGUUUGUUCCUGUCCUCCUGGUGUGCCUGGCCUGUUGUGUGUCACUUCAUGUGUCCGUUUGUGUCCUUUGUGUACUGAUGUGAUCACACAAACACCAUCCCUUCUCUUUUAAUAGCMGAGUACAGGGCAGAGAAGUGAUCAAUGUAUUGGUCUAAUAAGACCAAAAUGAAAAGAAACAAUCUACAAAGUGGUAUGUAAUGCCUUUUGGUUGGACUGGGAACAAGUACAGUUUUCUAGUAAAUGUCGUGUGACUUCCAGAAUCACCUUGGUUCUCUACCAGACCGUGGCUUGCUGAGGCUUGGCCAGCCAGCCUGCAUUCCAGCACCACGGCCAGCCAGCCAUUCUGCACUAACACAUGGAAGCAGCUUUUGUUGUGUUUGCAUCCUUUGAAUAUUUUUUUCUGCUUUUAAAACCAAAAAGAAAAAAAUACAGAUGCUUUAAGGCAUAAACAUAAUUCUUAAGAAUUUAAAAUAUGCAAUUAAAAUUUGAUGUGUUUUGAUUCCAAGCACCUUGCUUUUUUUUUUUUUUUUUUCCUUUUUCUUUUAAGUCAACUGAUCAUCUCUUUAGAAAGAGGUUCAGCUAGAAACCUAGUUUAGUUUGUAUGUUCUUUUGGAGAAGUCUGAGGAAAGGUCAUUCCAGAGGGGAGAACAGGGGCUUUCCUGGUCCUGUUCCCUGUCAGGUGUCUGUUGGACACAGCCUGUUGUUGGGCCUGCCUUCUUGCUUGGAGACAGGCAGCACUGACACCACCACUGAGUCCUUUUUGUAGGCCUGCUGUGUGUUUAGAGGUGGCUAAAAGCAGGGGCCAGUCAGCCUGUGCUCUGCACAGCAUCUGAGGGGACAUGCUGAAGCUUUCUGCUCCCCCAGCAGGAGCAAUAGGUGGUGGUUGCAGUGGCAAUCUCCUUCUCCAUGCUCAGGCUGUCUUCCUUAAGAUUGAGUCCCUCCUGGUAAUGACUAGAAGGAUAGUAGCCCUUAGGUGACGUGCAGAUGGAAUGGCAAUGUCCCCUUACUUGGUUCCUGGCACUGAGUGGCCUUCAUCCCUGGAGAGUCACAUGCUGGUGCACUUGUGAUCUCAGCAGGUAAAUUUGGGCUCUUUCUCCAAGGGAAAGGACGCACUGUUUUCAUUUGACAGAGGAAGGGUACUCCUUGCCCAGCUGCCUGCCAUCGCUGCAGUCUCAAGCAGAAGAUAGCACUGUCUUUAACUUUUUUCAUUAUGCUGUCUUUGCAAUUAUGUAAAUGCAAGAAAUCACUUAGCUUUCAAAGCUGAGUGGCGUGGUGUUAUUUAUGUGAAGACUCUUAACAUAUCAAGAAUUAGGUGCAUUGGCAGGUUGGGUUUGGGAUGUGAUAACUGCUUCAGAUGGAAUGUCACUUAAGUUUUGUGUUCUUAAAAUUUAUCAAUGUGAAUGUCAUAAUUAUAUAUAUUUUUGUGGAAAAUUUCUCCUAAGGAUAAGUUAUUGUGCAAAAUAUAGUAUCAUGGACACAAAUAAUAGUUUAACUUUUAGUUUAGAUAUCCUAAAAGAUAUAAAUUGUAUUGCAUAUGCAUUAAAAGUUUGUUUUAUUUAAUUUUAUGUAGAUGUGUAAAGUGUUAGUUAAGGAUUUUUUUUUUUUCACUUAUUCAUUUAAACACCUUGUUACUUGAAUAGCGUGUUGGCUGGUCAGCAGCAGUGAUUCUGUAACAUAGCCCUUUCAACCGAGAAGUUACCAUGCCUCAGUUGUGCUGAUGAGCUUAGUGGUGGUACAGUCCAGGUGGGUGCUGGUGUUGCAGGAGCCCCAGGUCAGUGUGGCACACCUGCUGGUUAUCUUGGCCUGUGUGUUGAGACACUGCUUCCUUUCAAUGGUUUUUGGUAGUUUUUAACCUUAAGACCCACUGAUGGUCACAAG
Urocitellus parryii (Arctic ground squirrel) is the source of this 4023-nucleotide messenger RNA. NCBI's taxonomy places the organism in Eukaryota, Metazoa, Chordata, Mammalia, Rodentia, Sciuridae. The record is from RefSeq and is a predicted model, not a curated record.